AUGAUCAGCACCGCCCGGUCGCUAGGUGGUCUUACGUCAACUUCGGAGCCCAUCCGCUUCGAAGUUUCAAGUGCCGAAGAGCUGGGCUCUCGGCUGUCACCGCCUAUUGCUGAUGGCAGCAUUGACAUAAUCACCGCUGCUACGGCAGCCCAUUGGUUUGAUAUGGAUGGAUUCUGGCCACGGGCAGCCGAGGUUCUCAAACCAGGUGGGACCGUCGCGUGCUGGACGGGCAGCACGAUGCGCGUGCAUCCUUCCGUUCCAAAUGCGGCGGACAUCCAGGUGGCUGUCGACAAGAUGUUUUUCGAUCAUCUAGAGGCUUACACGGUCGCCGGCAACCGGAUUGGUCGAGACCUGUACGCCAACCUACCACUGCCAUGGACAAUCAACAAGCCAGUCCCCGAGUUUGACGAAAGCACAUUCUUCCGUAAGGAGUGGAAUAAGGGCGGCGAUUUGCCCGAGGGCGAAGAGUUCUUCAUGGGCGACCGGACGGUGGACCUUGACCAGCUGGAGAAGGCGCUGUCAACUGCGAGCCCGGUGACGCGAUGGCGCGAGGCACACCCAGAGGCGGUGGGCACGGAGCAGGACAUUUUGCGGUUGCUAAGGAGGCAGAUUGAGAAGCUUCUCCGUGAAGCAGGCGUGGACCCUGGCACGGAAAUCGUCAAGGGAGGAUUCGCAGGCGUUCUGCUAAUGAUUAAGAAACAGGCGUAG
This is a messenger RNA of Phaeoacremonium minimum UCRPA7, 708 nucleotides long. Its product is annotated as putative methyltransferase domain-containing protein. NCBI's taxonomy places the organism in Eukaryota, Fungi, Ascomycota, Sordariomycetes, Togniniales, Togniniaceae. Bases 1 to 708 code for a protein of 235 amino acids. The record is from RefSeq and is a predicted model, not a curated record. The transcript has a single exon. Gene Ontology annotation, molecular function: S-adenosylmethionine-dependent methyltransferase activity.